GAUUCCUCAUGUCCGUAACAUGUUGGUUGAGGCUCUGCAGCUCACCCCCACUCGCAGAGUGGCCAGUCUCCAUUAAUUGGACCCCGUGAUUUCCACGCUGCUGUGUUGGACGUCAUGAGCAUUGCAAUCCCACUGGGAGUCACCACACCAGAUACAUCCUACUCAGAUAUGGCUGCUGGAUCAGAAAAGGAAGUGGAAGCCCCCUACCUUUCAAGACGAAGUGGCACUACACCAGGAUGUGAAAGUCCAGCGAAAGAGACCCAAGGGGCCUAGGGGGCACAUCCCCCUCCGCCCCCAGAAGCCAAGUCUAUUCCAGGCAGUACCAGGGAUUAGGGUCUGGGCUGGAAAAAUCCUGGUGUUUUGAAUAUGUUCAGGUCCAGUUCAGACUCUUGAUCCCACAACCACUUCUUGAGUGAGGGUAUCCUGUCUUGGUAGUGAAUGGAAGAGGGACUGGUCCCUGGGGCAGUGCAGAAGGCACUUUCAUCAUCUCACUCACUGCAAAUGUCAUGUGAGGUUUCAUGGAAGUAUUAAGAGAUCCAAUUAAGAAGAAUAGUUCUGAGUCUAAACCAGCCCAGAGUGGCUUCUCUAGGGGAAACUCCCUGCUCAGCUGCCCUGAAUCUGUGGAGGCUAGUCCAGCAGUUAAUGAGAAGAGCGUGUAUUCCACUCAUAAUUAUGGGACCACUCAGAGGCAUGGGUGUCGAGGACUGCCUUAUGCUGAUCAUAAUUACGGAGCCCCUCCUCCUCCGACACCUCCUGCUUCUCCCCCUGUCCAGACGAUCAUCCCUCGUUCUGACCUGAAUGGCCUGCCGUCACCCGUAGAGGAACGCUGUGGAGACAGCCCGAAUUCGGAAGGAGAGACUGUUCCUACCUGGUGUCCUUGUGGUCUUUCUCAGGAUGGCUUUCUUCUCAACUGUGACAAGUGCAGGGGAAUGAGCAGGGGGAAGGUUAUUAGACUUCAUCGGCGGAAGCAGGACAACAUAUCAGGUGGGGAUAGCAGUGCAACAGAAAGCUGGGAUGAGGAGCUUUCUCCUUCUACUGUGUUGUAUACAGCAACACAGCACACACCUACAAGCAUCACCUUAACUGUUAGAAGAACCAAACCUAAGAAGCGGAAAAAGAGUCCAGAAAAGGGUCGUGCAACACCAAAGACGAAGAAAAUCAAGGCAUUUCGAGAGGGAUCCCGGAAGUCCUUGCGGAUGAAGAAUUCUCCUUCUGAAGCACAAAAUUUAGAUGAGAAUACAACUGAAGGAUGGGAAAAUCGGAUAAGACUAUGGACUGAUCAGUAUGAAGAAGCUUUUGCUAAUCAGUACAGUGCAGAUGUACAGAACGCCCUUGAACAAUACCUUCAUUCAAGCAAGGAAUUUGUGGGCAAACCUGCUCUUUUAGACACUAUUAAUAAGACCGAGCUGGCCUGUAAUAAUACAGUCAUUGGUUCCCAAAUGCAGCUACAGUUGGGAAGAGUCACUCGUGUUCAAAAGCACCGGAAGAUCUUGAGGGCUGCGAGAGAUUUGGCUUUGGAUACUCUUAUAAUAGAGUAUCGAGGGAAAGUCAUGUUACGACAGCAAUUUGAGGUCAAUGGGCAUUUCUUCAAAAAACCAUACCCUUUUGUGCUCUUCUACUCCAAAUUCAAUGGUGUAGAGAUGUGUGUGGAUGCACGUACAUUCGGUAAUGAUGCUCGGUUCAUCAGAAGAUCAUGUACUCCAAAUGCAGAGGUGCGACACAUGAUUGCAGAUGGAAUGAUUCAUCUUUGUAUCUAUGCUGUGUCUGCCAUCACCAAGGAUGCCGAAGUCACCAUAGCAUUUGAUUAUGAAUACAGUAACUGCAGUAAUUAUAAAGUGGACUGUGCAUGUCACAAGGGGAACCGGAAUUGCCCUAUACAGAAAAGGAAUCCCAAUGCUGCAGAAGCACCACUCCCACCUCCUCCAAGCCUGCCCAUCAUCGGUGCAGAGACCAGACGUCGAAAAGCACGACGGAAAGAGUUAGAGAUGGAGCAGCAGAGCGAGGCUCCAGAAGAGGGUAGCAACCAACAGCCAGAACAAGUUGCUGAAAAAGUAACUGUGUCCAGUGACAAUGAGGAAAUAGACAAUCCUGAAGAAAAAGCAGAAGAGAAAGAAGAGGUUACAGAUGACCAGGAGAAUCCAGCUCAGAGCAGAAAGACCAGGGAAGAUAGGAAGGUCGAAGGCAUCACUUUGGAAAGCCUGGAAAAAAGAAGGAAGCGGCGGGAUCAGCCUUUGGAACAAAGCAGCUCUGACAUAGACAUUACUCCCACCACCUCAGAGACUCCUGUGGAAGAGGAGACCAAACCUGAGGCCCCUGAACUGGAAGCUAUCAACCCUGUUCCAAGCAUUUCCAUCCCAAGUACCCCGCAGAGCAUUGGAGUCAACACCCGGAGGUCUUCCCAAGCAGGGGACAUUGCUGCAGAAAAGACAGCCCCCAAACCAGCUCCAGCCAAGCCUUCUAGACCCAGACCGAAGAGUCGCAUUUCUCGGUACCGGACCAGUUCAGCCCAAAGACUAAAGCGUCAGAAGCAGGCCAUUGCACAGCAGGCAGAGAUAUCACAAGCAGCCUUGGAGGAGGGUGGAAACAACAACUCCAUCACUCCUGUUGAAGCUGGCAAUGCAGACAGUUCAGGAGAAAACAGGCAGAUAGCAGGGUCUGACCCAACUGUGAUAUCACUUGCUGGAUCCCAUGUCAACCGUACUGCAUCUAAAUACCCCAAAACCAAAAAGUAUCUAGUUACAGAAUGGUUGAAUGACAAAGCUGAGAAGCAAGACUGCCCCGUUGAGUGCCCUUUACGUAUCACCACGGACCCCACUGUCCUGGCGACGACCCUAAACAUGUUACCUGGUCUUAUCCAUUCCCCGUUAAUUUGCACCACCCCCAAACACUACAUUCGCUUUGGCUCUCCAUUUAUCCCCGAGAGGCGUCGAAGACCCCUUCUGCCCGACGGCACAUUCAGCUCCUGUAAAAAGCGUUGGAUAAAACAGGCCUUGGAAGAAGGUAUGACUCAAACAUCCUCUGCACCCCAAGAGACUAGAGCUCAGCAAUUAUACCAAAGUAAUGAGAAUAGCAACACUUUUAGCAUCUGCAAAGACACUGCAGACCUGUUGAGCCCACUAAAGAAAUGGAAGUCUCGCUAUCUGAUGGAGCAGAAUGUCACCAAGUUACUGCGACCUCUUUCUCCAGUCACACCACCCCCUCCCAAUCCAGACUCAAAGAGCCCCCAGCUGACCACACCUGCCUCGUUGCACGCAGGAGAAGAGGAGUGUCGAAAUGGAUACGGCCUCAUGUUCUCACCAGUCGCAUCUCUUACUGCUAGUCGCUGCAACACUCCUCUGCAGUUUGAGAACAUAUCCUCCCCUGAGAGUUCCCCUGCGAGUAGGCCCGAGUCCCUGUCACCCGAGCUUUGUCACCGAAAAGACCUGGAUUUGACAAAAGUAGGCUACCUUGACUCCAACACUAACAGCUGCGCUGACAGACCUUCCCUGAUCACUUCAGGCCAUUCAGACCUGGCUCCUCAUCCCUCUAUCGGGCUGACCUCUGAGACUGGCUUUCCAAGCAGGAGUGGAGAUGGACAUCAGACCCUUGGGAGAAGCUCGGACCAGGCAUUUCGGACCGAAUUUAACUUAAUGUAUGCCUACUCCCCGUUGAACGCUAUGCCUCGAGCAGAUGGCUUGUAUCGAGGCUCUCCUCUGGUAGGAGACAGGAAGCCUUUACAUUUGGACGGAGGCUAUUGUUCCCCCGCAGAAGCAUUUCCCAGCAGAUAUGAACAUGGUUUUAUGAAAGACCUCUCUCGUGGAUCCAUGUCACCUGGUGGUGAAAGGGCUUGUGAAGGAGUCCCUUCUGUCCCCCAGAAUCCCCCACAAAGGAAAAAGGUGUCCCUACUGGAAUACCGUAAACGAAAACAAGAAGCCAAGGAGAACUCCAGUGGUGGGGGAAGUGACUCUGCACAGAGCAAGAACAAAUCUGUAGGAGCUGGGCAAGGCAACAGUAACUCCCUUUCUGACACUGGUGCCCACGGUGUGCAGGGAUCCUCAACCCGAACCCCAUCUUCCCCUCACAAAAAGUUCUCCCCAACUCAUUCCUCUCUGUCCCAUUUGGAGGCGGUAAGCCCAUCAGAUUCCAGAGGCGCUUCAUCUCACUGCAGACCUCAAGAGAGUAUUAGCAGUAGGUGGAUGGUUCCCACUUCAGUAGAACGACUCCGAGAAGGAGGGAGUAUCCCCAAGGUCCUCCGAAGCAGUGUGAGGGUGGCCCAGAAAGGAGAGCCUUCUCCCACGUGGGAAAGUAGCUCCACCGAGAAAGACUCAGAUCCUGUGGAUGGAGAAGGCCCAGAGACUCUGAGCUCAACGCUUUCUAAAGGAGCAGCUGUUUACAGUCCUUCCAGAUACAGCUACCAGCUCCUGCAGUGUGAUAGUCCUCGCACAGAGUCACACAGCCUCCUUCAGCAGAGCUCCUCCCCCUUCCGAGGACAUCCCACCCAGUCUCCAGGAUACAGUUACCGAACUGCUGCACUGAGGCCUGGAAACCCCCCCUCUCACAGUUCUUCAGAAUCCUCCCUCUCUUCUGCGUCCUAUUCCAGCCCUGCCCACCCAGUGUCCACAGACUCAGCGGCCCCCUUCACAGGGACCCCAGGGUAUUACAGCAGCCAGCCACAUUCUGGAAAUGGCACCAGCAGCAAUCCCCCACGGAGGAGCUGCCCUUCUAGUGCUGCUAGCCCUACCCCACAGGGCCCCUCGGACUCCCCCACCUCAGACUCAGUUUCCCAGUCCAGCACAGGAACUCUGAGUUCCUCCUCCUUGCCUCAGAACUCUAGGUCGUCAUUGCCAUCAGACUUGCGGACUAUCAGUCUGCCCAGCGCAGGGCAGUCAGCUGCCUACCAGGCCUCCAGGGUAUCUGCGAUGUCCGGUUCCCAGCACUACCCACACCGUGGCAGCGGGAGUGUGCACCGGUACAGACUCCAGCCGCUGCAGGGGUCGGGAGUCAAGACUCAGACAGGACUUUCCUAGGGCUUCUGGAUGUGGGCGAACAGAACUGAAUGAGCCCAUAGCUGCUUCCUUCCAGCUGCCUCUGGAACCCAGGCCGAGCAUAUUGUGCUGGGGAGAGGUUACAAAGUGCCAGAGGAUCGGGUCUGGUCAGUAAGACACGAGACUUGUGGUCAUGACUCACUCUGGCCUUGGAGAAAGAUGUAAAUCUUGUCUGAAGCAGAGACUAUAAAGAAGUUUCUCCCUGCUGUUAAGGGUACAUUGUUGACAAGCAAAUGGUGUUUCGGUUAGUAACGGUUCUAAGUGCAAUGAGUUGUGUUGAAGCCUCCGUCUCCCAUCCUUGCCUGUAGCCUUGUAGUCACUUGUGCAGUGAAGACAUCUUUUUAAAUAAAUUUUUUUAAGUUUUCUUUACAAAAGGAGAAAAAAAAAAAAAAAGCAAAGAGAGCCAAUCUCAAAGCCCCAAGCCAUCUGAGUAAUGUUAGGGUUUGUGCACUUAAGGAAAAAAAGGUAGGUAUUUAAUGUUCACCCUGAGACAACCAUUCCAAAAGCAGACAUCUGGCCAGGAUGUGUCCACUAAGAACAAGCCCUUCCUUUGUCUGAAAAUCACCAAGAAAAGGGCAGGUAUAGAGACACUUGGAAUGUGCUCCAAGGGGUGCCUGGCUCCAAAGAAGAGCUCUCGGUCAACUUGAUUUUUUUUUUCCAGGAGCGGGUUAUCUUAGUAGAUCCUCUGAACCAGUCUACUCUCCUCCCCAAGCUGUUCCCCAGCUCAGUCACCUGUGAAGUAAACGGCUAAAGAAACGAGGCAGAAUGAGAUGGGCUGGCAGUGUGGCUGCUUUUCAGCUUGGGCAAUAAAUGUGCUUGGGGAAAUGUUUGAAUCUUAUUUUUCUACUCCCAUUUAAUCAGUAGUUGACGGUCCCAUGAGUAGGACGGCCUCCAUGAUUGGGGAGCGUGCACUCGUGACUGCAGGGUAAGAGUGGAAAGAGGUGCGUGUGGAGUGGCGCCGACAGGACUGUGAUUGUGUGUGGGCCUGUCCCACGUGUCUUUGGGGGAUGCCUAUCUGAGAGUGGCCCAGGGGAGAGAGUUCCAGAGCCACCCACACACCUGACACUGUUCUGGAUGAGACAAGAGCUGCCUGGCUUCUCCCCCUCAGUGCAUUGUGCCUGCUGUACACCCCUGGGGGCGCCCUGGGGCCAGCCCAGGUGGGGUACACAAUCUUUUUAAAUUCCAUAUGGUUGCCAGCUUCUUUCUUUCACUUGUUUACUGUAAUAUCCGGCGUGUUUUUAUUUAUCUAAUUUUAUAUUCAGUUAUAACCAUGGUAGGGUAGCAAAUAGAUGACAGGUGUAAUCCCUGGUGCUGCAGUGGACCUUACUUCUUUUCUUUUGGACAAGAUAAUACUGUGAGUCUCCUUUCCUCUCCUUUCCUCUCCUCUCCUCUCCUCUCCUCUCUCCCUCACUCCUUCUAACUGUUCUCUCCUUUUUCCCCCUCCCCUUCCCAGCCUCAUUCUCUCCUACUGUACCCUGUCCUCAUAACUAUCAUAUACACAGUCUUCUCUCUUUGUGUGUGACUGUUACAAAAGCUCACUUUCAAAACUGAAAUCAGGUGUGUGUUCAAAUGAGGGGAGUUAGUUUUGUUUGUGUUUUUUUUUUUUUUUCGGGUAUUUUUUUGUUUUUGUUUUGGUAAAUGCUAAAUCCUUAGCAAAAUAAUUUCUUUUUAUUGUUUUCCCCACAAACCCAUCAGUCUGGGAGAGCGCUGGGAGUGGAGAUCAUGUUGCCUGGGAUGCUGGUUUCUUUGUAUAUUAUAUAAACGUAUGUAAAUGUCUCUCCAUUUGGGCUGGGGUUUGCAUUCUCCCCUUGGCUGUUAACCAAGGGGAGAGGCCAGCGGGCAGGCGGCCCUCACCCUGCCUGGCACGUGCAGAGACCCCAGCCACUCUGUGUGGGCAGGGUGCUGUUAAGACCAGACCUCGGGGGGGGGGGGGGUUGGGGGGCUCUUGGAAGGGAAGAAGUAUCACUUCUUUCUCAAGUGGAGUGUUUACACCUUGCUGUAACAUUUGAACUUUCACAAGAGAUGUAAUAAUUUUGAUAAUAAAAUUCUUAACCGUAA
This is a messenger RNA of Erinaceus europaeus (western European hedgehog), 7082 nucleotides long. It is a transcript of the gene SETD5, whose product is annotated as SET domain containing 5. Gene Ontology annotation, molecular function: protein binding. The transcript is spliced from 25 exons. Bases 519 to 5006 code for a protein of 1495 amino acids. The record is from RefSeq and is a predicted model, not a curated record. Lineage: Eukaryota; Metazoa; Chordata; Mammalia; Eulipotyphla; Erinaceidae.